Molecule: messenger RNA, 570 nt
Organism: Lactuca virosa
Lineage: Eukaryota; Viridiplantae; Streptophyta; Magnoliopsida; Asterales; Asteraceae
Source: the annotation of a GenBank genome assembly
AUGGUGAUGAAUGCUUAUGUUCAAUUAGGGAAACUAGAGAAUCCAGUCAAAGUGUUCGAUGAAAUGCAGGGUAUGGGAAUGAACCCUUUUGUCUCCUGCUACAUACCAUUGAUCACUGCAUACAUCCCUCUUUUAACAACCGCAAUCAAGUUGAAACUUACAAUGGAGAAGAAUGGAAUCAACCCAAAUGCCGUAAGUUACAACACAAUAAUCCAUGGAUUCUGUAAAGAAGGGAAACUACAUGAUGCUUUUAAAGUUUUCCAUGAAAUGAAAAGGGUAAAUGUGGAUCCUAAUACUGAAAAACAAAGAAAGCUGCCUUAUUUGGUUAAAGAACUUGAUAAAAAGAAUUUAGUACCAAAUUCUUCAACAUUUUCUGCCCUAAUUAAAGCCCAAUGUGCUCGAAAGAACCCAGAUCGUGGUUUUCAACUUGAUAAAAGCAUGGUGAAAAGUAAUUUGUUUCCAAAUGAAGAUACUGUGAAGAUGUUGAUUUUAUCAUUCUUGCAAACGGAUGAUUAUGAUGGUGCUUUUGGUGUUUUUAAAAGAGAUGUUAGAGAGGCCUAUUGGGCCUGA